GAAGUUCAGCAGUCGAGAUAGGUGUAGAAUCUUGGAGAUACCAGUGUUCCGACGCCCUGCCGUACUUAGUGUGUUUGCUGUGCUGAUCAGAAAUCAGAAAACGAUCGGCUGGUUUUGUGGUUUGCUCUUCGGUGCGGUGUUAUAUUCUCCUGGUGUGUGCGUGUGUGUGUUUUUGCGGCCACUUAUCAACUCAUUACCAGACAUGGACACGAGACGGAAAUUAAGACGGUGCGAGACGGCUUUAAUGCUGCUCAUGAUAACCGCCUGCCCAUUGCUUAUCCGCGGCGAGAUGCGCAAAUCGUGGCAGACGAAAAGUGUCGCCGUGCAGGCACAGAUGCUUAAAGCUGCCCGGCUUGAAGAUCCACCAAAUGCGAAGCCUCCGGAAGCGAGUGAUGCGGCGACGGGUUCAGCGCUGGAGGACCCAAAUAAUGGAGCAUCGCUUACCGAACCACCGCACUCUACCGUGAAAGCGACGGAAGAGCUUAAACCUAAGCCUGCGACCGUUUUUAGUAGCCGGGUGCGUAGCAAAUACGGUACCGUUGUGGGUUCGGUCGCUCCAGAAAAGCUGACCGAGAACAGUGCAACGCCUGCGCCACAGGACGCUGAUGUCCGUGCCGUUCCGCUCGGGUUCGAGCAUAGUCCGGAGGAAAUACAAAUAGACGACGCUACCGUACAGGAUGACGAUGAUGAUGAGGAUGAUGAUGACGAUGAUGAUCCACUGGGAUGGGAUGGAGUGCAAGAUGAUCAGCAGGGUAAGCAGUACGAUCUGAUCGAGAACAUCCUGGCCGAGGUUGAAGAGCGUGUGACGGAUGAGAAGCGAGACGAAGCGGAUGAGUUGUUACGGUCCAGAACGAAAAAGCCUACCGAACGGACGAAGACGUACACCUUCCCGCCGGUGCUAAACAUGACCAUCGACGAGCCCAACAACAUCGUGAAGGUGAAGCUAAAUCAGGACAUUGUGCGUGAUAUGCUGAAUACCGGGCGUGAAUCGGGCGGUGGUAUCGGUGGCAAGAAGAUGCUGCGCUAUGUGCUCCCACUGUUCAUCCUACCCUUCCUGAUCCAGUCCGCCGUCAUACCUUUCAUGCUGACUGCGGUCAAACUGUUCCUGCUCAAGUCGCUGAUGGCGGGCAAGCUGGCCAUCUUUCUGCUGCUGCUGGGUGCGUUCAAAAACUUUACCAAAAAGGACCGGGACGUGUACGUGAAGGAUCUGCCCGACCGGCGGUACGAACCGUCGAGCGAAGGGUUCGCUUACCUGGCCGAGGGACGACCGAGCGGAUGGGUCAACUAGGCGACAGCAAUUCGGCGCUGCCGACUAUAUUUAUGCAACUAGAAAACGUUAGACACGAUACGAACGUAACAAAGAACGAUAGAUUUAAUGCAUAGCAUGGCUCUAAGCCAGUACAAACAAUAAACGUACCGCGUACCGUUCUCUCAAUUCGAUCCGAACCUACGGACCGGCGAACAAUUUCUUGAGCGCAGAGGUAAAUGUGCAGACGGCUGAAAAGUGGUGUUUGAUUUUAGGUGCUCCGUUUCCGGGUUAAGUGUCUGUGCCUGGAAUGGGAACACGGGUUCGUACCGAUCCCAUAGCGCUAUCCGUAGCUGGGCAACAACACAUAAUUGAACCCCAAUUGUUGAGCCUCAUUUUGUUGCAUCGGACUGGGCUGAGUUGGUGUGUGUUUUAUGAAUUUAGGAAAUCUUCUACCUUGAUGAGCCCGUUGAUUUGUGGUGAUUACAUUUUUGUUAACCCUUUUUUAAAGUGGGUAAUCGGGCGUUGAUGUCUAGACUGUUCCAUGUACGGGUAAACAUAUCCAAAGCUGAGUCAGAUUCAAGAGCGAUUGAAGCAGUUCUGGGCAAUUCGACCUUGUGCUAGAUGUACCUGUUGAUAACUACGGAACUGAUAUCACUAUUUAUAGAAAAUUUUUAGGAUUUAGAUUUUUCUAACAGAUUUAAAUCCUAAACGUUUCCAUAAUAGUUCAUCAAUUAAAUGACGUUCCCAUUAUAAUAGGUCAUCAGAAUCAAAAGAGCUGUUAAAUCUGUAAUACUUAUCCAUAAAAAUGGCUUGUUUUGACGGUUUAAAUGCUACCGGUCAGAGGUAUGGUCGUAUCUUGGUCCAGUUUAGCUCAUUCCAUACAUUAAUUGCUUAAGCCAUAUAGGUUGGGCAACUCAAAAUGCUUUGAAUCAUUAUUCACAGUAAAAUUGUUUGCAACCCUUUUUUUAUUCUGGGCCGAAUAAUGCUCGUAUAUGUAAGUCAACCCCGUUAAAUAUGUAACUUAUUUUCCUUAAGAUUUACUAGUUUUUACUAGAGAUUUAGAACCAAACGAUUGUAAUGAAAUAAAAAAAAGACAAAGUUAGGAGGAUAAUUAUUUAAAUAUCAACGCGAUAUAGCGCAAAAUUGGAGGCGCAGCUAUAGCAAGUGGUGGCAGUGUAUGACGACGCUCUCGAAAGAACCACCGUCAUCGUACCAGCCAAUACUAUUCGCUUAAAAAACAUAAUACUAAAAGAUUAAAAAAAUUACUAACAAAAAUGUUGACUGCCGUGACACUUGCCCGACCGACACGCCGAUUCUUGUUGAUAAGAGGACGACGGUAGUGCUUAUGACAGCGUCAUUGUGGCGCGGUAAACACUGUACAUUUGUUACAUGAUGUGGAAAACGCUAUUUGUACCGGCGUGUUAGUUGUUAGUUAUUGUUAGUUAUCUUGUUUAUUGCAUAAAAACAUUGUAGUUUUGACGAUCCUAAUCACAAAAGUGGCCCAUAUUGCAUGAUCAUUUAAAUGGUGGCAAAUAAUUAUGUUACAACAGCACCGAAUCACAGCAAAGUGAUGUGUUAAAGUAUCGGAGUGACUCGGUACCACCAGCGUAGUAUCUAGCCCCGUUGCAUGACUCAUAAGACAUGAGUGCUCAGCAUGUAGAACCAGGUCAAGGUAUACUCCAUACUCCAUAUCGCCACAUUAUUACACUACGGUUGACGGGCAGCACGAACGCUAGACCUAGCAGCUUUCAAGCAAACCGGGUUAAGCAAUGCUUUCGUACAAAAUUCUAAUCACAUCCAGCUACAAUGGGGUUCCCACCACACGCAUCGUACCGGAUCGAUCAGUGAAAUCGCUCUUAUCUUCGGUGGGCAGAUAGGUAUGUCUUAUCAGUUGUGCUAUAACGCGCGUGAUAGCACGCAGCAGUACACCUGUAGGGCCGGCAGAUUGCGCUAAGGCGACUGCCCCAGUCGUACGUGUAACCUCUGCCGGGAAGCAAGUCCACGCAAGUACGGAAACCCCUCCCACACAACGCAGUAAGCGCAACGAGAAUAGUGUCAAGCGGAAGCGCGAAAGAAUUAUACCGCAAAAAAACGAGUUAAAUAACUUCCACCAUUCAUCAUGGGCUGCAGCGAAAUCAUGCGUAAUCUCGGUGACCUCAUAAUGAACAAUAAGCUGGUCACCUUUCUGAGUGUGGCCCUGUUCGCGUUCGUGAUCACUGUGAUAGCGUUAGCGGUGUCAAACAAUAAUAACGCAAACGAUUUGGACGAAUGCCGGGCAGAGCUGGCCAAAAUCCUGUCAUCCACGUCGGUAGCCCCGCCAGACACCACAACUGCUACAGCUAUUUCAACUGAAAGUACUACAACAAUUACGCCAUCUACUCCCAUAUCGUAAUGAUUUGAUCGACGGUUAAUGUGUAGUGUUGAACGAUAAAAUUCGGUGUAGGGCCUAUCACUUGUACCACGAUCACACAAUGAAACCUGCUUCAAGUGAGUGAAGGAAAAACGAAAAGGAAAAUCUAAAUUACAAUAUGUGCUCAAUCGACGGUUAAAUCUGUAUCUGCAUUCCGCACAUACCGUUUUGUGGGUAUAUACAGCUGGCCUUUUUUGUCCCUUGUUAGAUGCAACGAUAACGAGGCCCCUAGUUAUCGGUGAGUCAGAGGACCUGGUCCAACACCGGAGAUAGGAAGUGAGAGAUUCGUUAUCGAAAGCGUGUGGCAAUAGUUUUUUUUUUCGAAGCAAAAUUAAGUAACUAAUCGGUGUAUAAGUAACAAAACUGUGUAAUGGUUAGUGUACCGCAACAUCCAGUCUAAAUAAAUGUACUGCACCUCACUGACGGAACAGGCAGUGAAUGUAAGUGCGUAACGUA
This is a messenger RNA of Anopheles stephensi (Asian malaria mosquito), 4115 nucleotides long. RefSeq lists its product as uncharacterized. The coding region runs from base 203 to 1288 and encodes 361 amino acids. The record is from RefSeq and is a predicted model, not a curated record. The transcript has 5 exons. Lineage: Eukaryota; Metazoa; Arthropoda; Insecta; Diptera; Culicidae.